AUGACAGCUAAAACCGAAAAAUCCAAGGCAUCUAACACCAUCAGCUUGACCCAAACCGAUGUCAAAACAGAAUCCGUGUUAGAAAUCGAAGACAUCAAACUACCUUCAAAACUCAAAAAAACCUUCAAAAAAUCCACCAAAGACGACACAAAAAAGUCUAAGUCCAAAUCAGAAAAACGUCAAUCUAUUACUAUUACCGACGACCUAUUCGCCAACACAACGUCUUAUUCAAGCAACGACAGCACCACCGUGAUUGGUGUCAAAGAGGAGCCCGUGAUCAAACGAGCCAAUAAACCGCUCAUGGAGAAACGCAGACGUGCCAGGAUUAAUCAGAGCCUCGCAGUUCUGAAGGCUCUGAUCUUGGAGGCUGCCAAUCAGAGGAGCGGCUCGGCCGUAGGCGCCAACGGAACGGCCGGCGCCAAACAUGCCAAACUGGAGAAGGCGGAUAUUUUGGAAUUGACGGUCAGACACUUUCAGAGGCACAGGAAUUUAGACAAUCCCGAUAUCGAUAAAUACAGAGCCGGCUACAGCGACUGUGCCCGCGAAGUGGCGCGCUAUCUAUCAACCCCCGAGCCUCCGCCCCUGCCGACGUCGCCCUGUCUCUCGGACGCCGCCAGCAAAGCACGCCUGCUCCGACAUCUAGACAACUGCGUCGCCGAAAUCGACCGGGACAUCUGCCCAUCGUCGACAGAUCUACACCCCGCCAACCAGCCCAAAAUCCAACCAGUAACGCCCGCCAAAAGGGAACCGCCUCAACCAGACAGCAGCACGUCCGCCAGCAACGUGGUCAGCCCUGCUUCCAACCAGGACGAAAACAAUAACGGCAAUAAUAGAUUGAGGAACCCCACCCCGAAUGUAGAGGAUUUAAUUGAACCCAAUGAGAUACUAAAGCAUGCCUGGGGUGGCCCACAGUUGAGACUACCAGAUGGCCAGUUAGUGGUUUUAUUACCACCGCAUUAUGUCCAGUUAGCAGCAGCCUUAGGUUUGAAUUUGCAACCCCAUACUGGUUCCACAAACGGUGUCCCUGUGUUCAUGCCUCCGAUGCCCCAUGGGGCCAUGGAGAUACCGCCUCAAGGUGCUUUAGGACUUAACUCCAUGACAAUGACACAAAGGUGCGACUUUGAGAGGUUGAUAGAGUUGUCCAAGAAGCAUGCAGGUUACGAUGAUGUUGGUAAAUUAGAACACAUGGAUGUAGACAUGGAUAAGUCUUCUAGUCUAGGAAGCGAGAACCAAGUGGUUCCAAACCCAGGAGAGCCGAGUCAACCACCACAACACCAUCAGCAAGACGAGAACAUGUGGAGACCUUGGUAG
This is a messenger RNA of Ctenocephalides felis (cat flea), 1311 nucleotides long. Its product is annotated as transcription factor HES-4-B-like. The transcript has 2 exons. The record is from RefSeq and is a predicted model, not a curated record. Gene Ontology annotation, molecular function: DNA-binding transcription factor activity, RNA polymerase II-specific; protein dimerization activity; RNA polymerase II cis-regulatory region sequence-specific DNA binding. Gene Ontology annotation, cellular component: nucleus. Lineage: Eukaryota; Metazoa; Arthropoda; Insecta; Siphonaptera; Pulicidae. Gene Ontology annotation, biological process: regulation of neurogenesis; regulation of transcription by RNA polymerase II; anterior/posterior pattern specification. Bases 1 to 1311 code for a protein of 436 amino acids.